CCCGCCUCCCUCCCCGCCCGUAACCCGAGAGACAGCCUCAACUCUUGGAGGACACUCUCCUGGCAAAGGUUUCUGUGCCUGUUCCCUGUGGAAGCCAGCAGCGAGCACAGGCACGUUAUGAAUUUCUCUAGUUUGCUUGCCACGGUCCAGAACGGUUCGUUCUCGCGAACGGCCCCUGCGCAGGGUGCUGCGAUGCCACCAGGAGCUCCAAAAUCCCACGUGGACUUGACGUACGGAAGAGUUUUGCAGGGAGCUGGGAUACGUCAGCGGAUUCCCCGGAGCGCGGGGAUCGUGGAGGGGGUCCGCAGAGGAUGGAAGAAAAACGACGCAAGUACUCGAUCAGCAGUGAUAACUCAGACACCACUGACAGUCACACCACGUCCGCCUCCAGAUGCUCCAAAAUUCCGAAUACCAAAUCCACCUGGUCACGGCAGAAGGAGAAGAAGCCCUCUGAGGUUUUCCGGACGGAUCUGAUAACGGCCAUGAAGAUCCCCGACUCCUUCCAGCUGAGCCCCGACGAGUACUACGUCCUGGCCGAUCCCUGGAGGCAGGAGUGGGAGAAGGGCGUCCAGGUGCCGGCGAGCGCCGAGGCCAUCCCCGAGCCCGUGGUCAGGAUCAUACCGCAGCUGGAGAACUCGCCUUCACAGGUUUCACCGAGUAGCCUGCCUGGCUCUGAGAUUUCGGAAGCUACAAGGACUUACUUGCAAGGAGUGAGCCGCUACGACCUGGAUGAGCUCGAUGCUUGCUGGUUGGAACUUGUUAAUAUGGAGCUCAAGGAGAUGGAAAAGCCCGAGCUGGACGAGAUCACCCUGGAGCGAGUGCUGGAGGAGCUGGAGACCAUGUGCUACGAGAACAUGAACAUCGCCAUCGAAACAGAGGAGGGUUUGGGCAUCGAGUACGACGAGGACGUGGUGUGCGACGUCUGCCGCUCGCCGGAGGGGGAGGACGGCAACGAGAUGGUGUUCUGCGACAAGUGCAACGUCUGCGUGCACCAGGCGUGCUACGGCAUCCUGAAGGUUCCCAUCGGGAGCUGGCUGUGCCGGACCUGCGCCCUCGGGGUUCAGCCAAAGUGUCUACUCUGCCCGAAGAGAGGGGGAGCGCUGAAGCCCACCCGGAGCGGGACGAAAUGGGUCCACGUUAGCUGUGCCUUAUGGAUACCUGAAGUUAGCAUUGGAUGUCCUGAAAAAAUGGAACCCAUUACAAAGAUCUCACAUAUCCCAGCAAGCAGAUGGGCUUUGUCCUGCAGCCUCUGCAAGGAGUGCACUGGGACAUGUAUUCAGUGCUCCAUGCCCGCCUGCGUCACUGCGUUCCACGUCACCUGCGCCUUCGACCACAACCUCGACAUGCGGACUAUUCUAGCGGACAACGACGAAGUGAAGUUCAAGUCCUUCUGCCUUGAGCACAGCACAGGUGCCACCAAGCUGCCCGAGGAGGCACGGACAGAGCCUGACCAAGCCCAGCUGGACUUGGAGAAGGUCACGCUGCGGAAGCAGAAGCUCCAGCAGCUGGAGGAGGACUUCUAUGAACUCGUGAAGCCUUCGGAGGUGGCGGAGAACCUUGACUUAAGCGAAUCGCUGGUGGAUUUUGUCUACCAGUACUGGAAGCUGAAGAGGAAAGCAAAUUCCAACAAACCGCUGCUGACACCAAAAACAGAUGAAGUGGACAACUUGGCCCAGCAAGAACAGGACGUUCUCUACCGACGCUUAAAGCUCUUCAUGCACCUCAGGCAAGACCUGGAGAGGGUUAGAAAUCUCUGUUACAUGGUGACGAGACGGGAGAAAAUGAAACACACCAUCUGUAAACUGCAGGAGCAGAUCUUCCAUCUCCAGAUGAAGCUUAUUGAGAAAGAUCUUUACCCAGAACAAACUGGGAAGAAGACAAAGGGUAAGAAAAGUGACCCGAGAAGGAAAGGAAGAGAUGGUAGAAAAAAUAGUCCCGAGAAGAAAGAGAAAAGGAAAUCAGUCAACGAAACUGUAUUGGGACAACUGGGCUUGUCAACCUCCUUCCCCAUCGACGGGACUUUCUUCAACAGCUGGUUGGCGCAGUCGGUCCAGAUCACCGCCGAGAACAUGGCGAUGAGCGAGUGGUCCCUCAACAACGCCCACCACGAGGACAGCACCCCCGGCCUCUCCGAGGAGCUCCUCCAGGACGAGGAGACCUUGCUGAGCUUCAUGAUGGACCAUUCCCUCAGGUCCCCGUUCAAGCAGAGCGAGGCCACAAAGAAAGUGAAAAGCAGAACGAGAACGAACACUAAGAAAAAGCUGCCCAGGAGCAGCCCCCCCGCCGUGGGUGGGAGCCACCCGGAGAGCUCGGAGCCCUGGACUAACAACGCCAGCGACUUGUCGGAUGAUGCCGCCAAGCCCUUCGCUCCGGAUUCCAGACCGAGCAAGUCGGAGAAGGGGACGGCGAAGCUUCCCACCGACCGCAAAGGGACGGGCGAGGCGAAAAAGGCGGCCAAGAAAGGCUCUCUCCCGAAAACCGGCGAACCUCAACCCCCGGCCGGGGCGAGGGGCUGCGUCGGCAAGGAGGAGGAGGAGGAGGAGGAGAGGGAGGAAGAGGAGGAGGAGGAGACGCCGCGCUGCGCUCAGCCGGAGCCCAGCCCCGCGGCCAAAGUGCCUGACUCCAUAGGUAGCCCCAAAACCGUCGUGCGGUUCAAAUUACCAAAGGAGAGCCGAGGGACUCGGAGGUCGCAGCCCCCCAAACCCGACGGCGCCGGCGGAGCUCCCUUGCGUCGUUUCGACGCCGAGACGGACGGCUACUUCUCCGACGCAGAGAUGAGCGACUCGGACGGGGAGUCCCGCGGCGGCAGGGCGCAGCGGGGCCAGCUGGAUGCGGCCGGCGAGGACAUCGUCAGGAUGAGCAUCCUGGCAUCCUAAUUCCUCCCGACCAACCGCGCCGGCUCGACGAGGCCUCAACCCAGUUACAACUGCCAUGUCCAAUUUCUGCCUGGUAUCAUAGCGAGGGGGGAUUUUUAAUAUGUGUAUAUAGUUGGAAAUUCGGCACUGUUGUCUUUCUCUUCUCUCUACGCCUGAGAUACAGCUUCAGCUUCACCGACAUCGAUGACCGUGACAGUAGUGGUCCCUCCCCGGCUCCCCCCCGCUUCCCGGGAACACGAGCUGCCGGCGCCCGGCGGGACCGAUGCCGAGGGUGCCGAGAGGGCGGAGGGUGCCGGUACCCGUGCUUUCUGCAGGGAUGACAGUUUUAAUUCAUGGGCAUUAUUUAACGAGGGGCAGAUUUCUGCCCGGGACGGUUGCCCCCGGAGCAGGGAGCGAGCGGAGGGUACGGUAGCGGCCAGCUGCGGGAGGGGAGAUACCCGCCUGUGUGCGCGUAUACGAGGAAGCGAAAUAAGCGAUACUAAAAUAAAUAAUGACUAAAGCACAAAAGGCUUGUUGGAGGAAAGCGCUUGGGGUGGAAGAGAACAACGUUACGUUUCUAUUUUUAGAAAAUAAAACCCCAAACCUCGGUCGUUAUUUUUCCCCUCACCUUUCCAUCUGGUCGGGAUCCGUCCAGGGGCCAGGAUGCAGAAUUUCUCCCCGUCCCUGCCCUGUGGGUCGACCCCGUUGAGGUCGUUAGAAAAACUGAAGUGAUUUACUCAGGUGAAUUGGUCAGCUGUUAGCGAGCUGGAAAAUGGAAAUGCGGGGCAGGGCGGAGGAGAAAAGCAUCCUUUAAAAACACCGUGGGGAGUCGGGGUUGGUUUAACCUGGGAGGUUGAGCGAAGUUUUUCUGCCCGUGCUUCUCUCCGAUGGCUGCCAUGGUCCCACCGUGCCGGGGCGGCACGUUUGAAAUCCCCUUUGCACAACGAAACGCUUGGCCCCGAGGCCAAACGUACCGUCGCCAAGGGGAAAUGGAAACGCUUGCCUUCACCAUUUUGUUUCCCUACUAAACGCUACAGUGGAAAUGGUGAAUUUAUUCCUCCCCAUCCUUUUUUUUUUUAUUCCUUAAAUCCUGGUUACAAGCUGUUGACUUGUUGCGGGAGGGUGAUUCACAGAAGCUGACAUUAUAAAUAUUACAAUAAUUUAAUGCAUAAAAUGUCCCCAGUAAGCCUUAAAUGUUGUUUAAAAGCCCAUGUUACCUACAAGUCAGGCGAAUUUCCAUGUUUGCACUUAAUUGCACCAUUACUUCGGUUUUGGCUUCAAAGGUCACAGUUAAGUCGUGCUACGUGUUUUAUUGGAGUGACCCCAGUGUGAGCUCAGGGAACAAAAAAAAAAAGGAAUUCACUGAAACUUUUGUUGUUGUUGUUUUUUAAAAAUAAAAAAUGUUUAAAAAAAAAAAACUAAAAAAAAAAAAAACCAAACCUGGGACACUUCUGCAACCGGUUAAACCCAUCACUAAACAAAAACACCUUGCAAUUGUCAAACCAAUCAGUCAAAUAAUUUUGUGGAUGCCAAAGAAUAUUUUGACAGUCAAGCAGCACAGCCAGAAACCGGAAACUUGUCAUUUUGAAAAAAUUGGAAGUUAUUUAGCAACAAAGGACUAAAGACACACUCAUAACACACUGCUGCGGCGUUAGGUUCCAAGCUUGCUCCGAGGGAUGCUGCUGCUCCGAGACCGCAUCCUGCCGUUUUGAUUUCCAAUGCUUUUUGCUCAUUUCACUGUGAGCUUUCUUUUGAAACUCUGAGACUCCUUCAACUGAUGUUUUAGAGUAGAUCAUCUUUAUCAGCCUUCCAAAGUCCUUAUUAGUGAUAAAACUGCAGCAAAGAUAAGCGAUGACAGCCUAGCUCAUCCCAGGCAUGGCGAGCGGCGGGGGCUUCGGGUCGGAUGCUGAGCGCCUGCACCCAGCCCUGGCUAAGCCCAACACUAACCCGGCUGAGACUGACCAUGCCUGGGGAGGAAUCUUCCUCCGAUGGGAAAAAUGUUACACGUGUUAUUAGCAGGAAAAAAAAAAAAAAAGGCGAAAACACAAAACCAGAAAAUCAACAAAACGGGAACCACCUUUGUUAUAAAUUAGCAUAAUCCAUUGAGGUUGGAAAUGAAAAUCUGCUCAUUAAUUAAGGCUCAGUAUGUUCAGAUAAUGUUAAAUACAGUAAAUAGGACUUAGUUUAUCUUAUCAGGCUUGCUAGCUUUAGCUACAGUAUCCUAGUAUAAGAGUCAUAACAAUAAUCAAUAUGCUGCCUUUUAAUGAAUCUUGCUUCCGUGUGCUUCACUCAAUUAUGGUUAAAAAAAAAA
Molecule: messenger RNA, 5166 nt
Organism: Haliaeetus leucocephalus (bald eagle)
Lineage: Eukaryota; Metazoa; Chordata; Aves; Accipitriformes; Accipitridae
Gene: JADE2
Product: jade family PHD finger 2
Exons: 13
Coding region: 312-2876 (854 amino acids)
Biological process (GO): regulation of transcription by RNA polymerase II
Cellular component (GO): histone acetyltransferase complex
Source: RefSeq, a predicted model, not a curated record